Molecule: messenger RNA, 7291 nt
Organism: Styela clava
Lineage: Eukaryota; Metazoa; Chordata; Ascidiacea; Stolidobranchia; Styelidae
Source: RefSeq, a predicted model, not a curated record
GCCACUUUCCUAACUACAAUACGGAGUUUAGAAAAUAUUGAGACUUGGGCAUGCUCAAAUUUGGGGCGCAGCAGCGCAAAAAGAAGGAUAAUAAUGACACCGUCAAACUGAGAGGAUCCCGUCCAGAUAAUCGGGGUGAUAAUGGGGAUGACCGUCCUUCGUCCGUGGUAUAUAGUGGUUCAAGCCAAAAUAAUCAGAAAAACAGAAGACCAACUAGUUAUAUCGGGAAUAGUCCUACACCCGGAGAUACAGAUGAUGAAAGAGAAAAUACGCUAUCGUCGUAUGCUCCACACGGCUUCCACGGGGUUGGCCAAGACACGGUUGUGAGGCCCAGGGCCGUUACCGAUGUCACAGCAUUUAUCGGUCCUCCACUGAAACCGAGUUUGAAGUCUGUAUCAUCUUCCCCAAAUUUUGAUCAAAACCUAGGAAAGAUGAAACUAGAUAAAGACAAGGAUCGCUAUUCAACAGCUUUCAUAUCUGGAGAAUCUUUUCGAAUACCUUUGUCUGUACUCAAUGAUUGGUUUGCUUUGAUAAGAAACGACACUAAUAAAGAUAAUAAAGCUCCUCGACUGAAGAUAGUAAAUCUCGAAACCCAGGAACUCCCUCCUAAUUUGGAGGAGGAACCUCUUGACCCUCCAGCAGCUAGUGGUUAUCUUCAUCCAUUUUCAAAUGAUGGUAGUUUUUCUGGGCCUGGUUUAAAAAGGAGAGAAUCAUCACCUGCGUCUUCUCAUGCUAUACGUGAAAAAGUUUUGAGCAAGCAGUCACACGAACAGUCUGAAAAGAAGAAAUUUGGUCGACCACGAUCACCAAGAAAUAAAACUCACAUCGGAAUCAGCUUUGAUCCCCUUCACCCUUUUCGCACCAGUGACCCCCUUCAAGAUGUCGGUCUUCAUCAUAUCCCAGCAAUAAGUAAAAAAGCAUCAUCAAAUAACUCAUCAGGCCGAUCUUCCCCAUCAUUUUUUGGUUUUGUGAGGAAGCGUAAUAAAAGUAACUCACAACGAUCCCCCUCACCUCAGCCUCAACUAAAAAGCCCCACUCAAGAUACAGUUGACUCAGAGAAACUUCAUAAAGGUCUUGUGGCACAAAAACGUAAAGAUUACGAAGAUACUCUGAAAAGGAGUCAAAAAAGGCCCCAAAGUUCCUCGUUUUCUUUAGUUGAGUUGUUGGAAAAAGAGCAGAUUAGUAUAAAUCAACCUGAUUAUGAAGAAGGUUACCAAGGCCUUGUAAACAGGUCUCGCACAGCUUUCGAAAAAGGUCCGAGGUCACCUGUUGCACAGAGAAGAUUUCCAGCGGAAAGUAAUAUCAAGAGAAUCAAUUCAGCUCGUCCUUAUUUUGGAGCAAGUCGUGAUCUACAACAGCCAAGUCCUCGCAAUCCACCUAGAAAAGACAGUGGUGAACAUCCAUCUAUAGAAGAGGAAAGUUAUAUAUAUGCCACAGUAAAUAAACCAAGGACUCCGAGUAGCUCCUCUUCAACUGGAUUUCAUAGUCCUGCAUUUUCACCUAGCGUCGAUCAAAUUGAUGAUCCCUACUAUCUGCCAAAUGAUUGCAUGAAACUACGUUCUGAUAGUUCUCCAGCACAUAUCAGCCAUACUCCAGAUCGUGGUAAUAGUUUUGAUUCAGAAGAAACUGAUCCUUAUACUUACUACAAACCUGUAGACUCCGUUGAUAAUAUUAACCAGUUGGAUCAAGCUGAUAAAUUUGCUAUAGGAUUGGAAGAAGAACUACAAGACCAAACUGACAUUUUGAAUUUACAUGAGCAGUUUUUUAAAACCUACGAGAAGAGCUUAAGAGAAUCAGAAGAAGCAGAAGAAUUAUUGAAUAAGAAAGACACAAAGUUGAAAUCUAAACAUUCUUUUUUGAAGAAGAUAAAGGGAACCUUAACCCAUCAACCACCCUCAGUUGCAACUUCACCUCCGGUCUCAUCACUCAGACCAGAAUCACCACAACUCACUCAGCCCAAGUCACCUAGACCCCAUCAGAGACACUCACCUUCGCCACCCCCCAUAACAAAAACAGCAGCUUCACCGGUUCAUAGAGGACAGGUAUCUACCAAUUUAACAAGAAAUCUUAGUGCUCGGGAACCUAAUCAAGCAAAGCAGGAUUCUCUACGAAGAAUUCAGAGUGAGAAACUCACUCCUGAAAACGCAAUAAAAGCCAGACAGGGCCGAACACCACCUCGUUCCAGCAAUCCUGAACCGGUUUAUUCUGUACUCGACAAAAGUAGAAAAAGAUCGCCUGGCUCACAAAGAUUCGACGAAGACAACGCAAACUGGGUUCAUUCCAAAGAAAACGAACAAGAAAAUAUGAACAGAAAUAAACAACCCUCACUUCCUGUGCCGAGACGACAGCCUGAUGUUCCAAACUUUGGAAGUUUCGACAAGAGCUUGAUUAAAAUUCACCAAGCAAAUGGAUCUCUCAGUACUGUUAAAUAUGCUGAUUCUAUUGAUAUCAAGGGGAUCAUUCAUGCACUUGCUAAUCGUAUACAACCAAAUGGAUUGUUGUAUGAAAAUAGUUAUGCAUUGAGAUUAAGACAUGAACCAACUGGAGAAGUACAUUGGCUUCAUUCCAAUCUCACAAUGCAAGAAGUUACAGAAAGAUAUGGACACCUUCAUAAUCCAGAAGACUGCAGAUAUGAACUUCGUGUCCGUUAUCUACCGAAAACAUUGCAAGAUCUUUAUGAUAAAGACAGAACAACAUUUAUUUAUUAUUAUAACCAGGUGCAUAUGGAUUAUUUGGAACAAGUGGCUGAACAAGUUGAUCAUACAACAGCCAUACAACUUGGAUGUCUGGAGAUUCGGAGAUUUUUCAAAGAUCUACCGCAAACUGCCUUUGAGAAGAAAUCAAAUUUUGAACUUUUGGAGAGAGAAGUUGGUCUCAGCAAGUUUUUGCCAAACAGUGUAAUAGAAGGCAUCAAAACAAAAGAAUUACGUCGACUUAUUGCUAAAGAAUUUAAAUCAAUCUCAGCAUUAUCUGAAGAAAGAUGCGUUUUCAAAUUUUUUGACAUUUUAAGAGGAAAAACUAGAUUUGAUCACGAAAUUUAUAAAUGUGCUCUUGGGACUGAAUGGAGUAUUGCAGUUGAGAUUGUUAUUGGACCAGAACAAGGAAUAAGUUAUUGGACAACGAAAGGUUCAUCACCUACUGUGUUAGCAGAAUUUCAUCAGGUUCAAUCCAUUCAAACUUCAUCAUCAACAGAUCCAACAAAGAAAGGAACUCUGCAACUACGAAUUGAAGGAACAAAUGAGCCACUGACCAUUACAACAACAUCGUUAUUUGAAGCUGAAAAUAUUGCUGAUCUAAUUGAUGGAUAUUGUUGUAUGGUGAAUAAUACAACAAAGAGUUAUAUUGUCAGAUCUUCAAUGAAUAAACGGGAAUUGCCUCCACCACCCAUGGAAGGAGGACCUGGACCGCCGACUGUAGAAGCAAGUCCUGUACGUAGCCUGUCUAGAAGAAUAAAUAAAGCACUUAUGUCAUCUGAAACCGACGAUUACGCAGAGAUCACAGAAGAAGAUCUUUACAACAUGCCAGCAAGAUACGAUUAUGAAAUACCAAGAGAAGAAAUCACAGUUGUCACCACAAUUGGAGAGGGACAAUUCGGAGACGUGCACAAGGGAAUAUAUAUAUCUCGUGACAUACCGGUCGCGAUCAAAACAUGCAAAUUCAAUGGAACAGACGGGCAGGGUGUUGCUGAAAGACUUUUAGAAGAAGCACAUACUAUGCGACAGUUCGAUCACCCACACAUUGUCAGCCUUAUCGGUGUCUGUACCGAUCAUCCUGUAUGGAUCGUCAUGGAAUUCUGCAAAUACGGAGAAAUGCGUUCUUAUCUUCAAACUAACAAAUAUAACCUCGACAUGGUAAUGUUAACACUGUACACGUAUCAACUCAGUCAGGCUCUCUGCUAUCUCGAAAAGAAGAAAUUCGUUCACAGAGAUAUUGCUGCUCGGAAUAUUCUUGUAGCGGAGCCAAAUUGUAUCAAACUUGGAGAUUUCGGUCUUUCAAGAUAUAUCGAAGAUCAGAAUUAUUACACAGCCUCAAAAGGCAAACUUCCGAUCAAAUGGAUGGCGCCGGAAUCGAUCAACUUCCGGAGGUUUACAACAGCAACCGACGUGUGGAUGUUUGCUGUGUGCUGUUGGGAGAUUCUUAUGAUGGGAGUAAAGCCAUUCCAGGGAGUCAAAAAUAAUGACGUCAUAGGCAAAAUCGAGAACGGUGAAAGAUUAGCGAUGCCAUCUACAUGUCCUCAUGAUAUGUACACACUCAUGGAAAGAUGUUGGUCGUACGAUCCAGGAGACCGACCCUUGUUUUUUGAAAUUCAACAGUCAGUUGGUGUCAUAUUGGACAGACAACAACGCGAACAAGCCGACAGAAUCAGAUUUGAGACCGACGGACAGACAUCUCACGACGAACCUCCACCAAAACCAAAUCGACCUGGAUUCAGUCAUGGUGGACUACAAGGAAGCCCUCGAUCUAGUAUCAAUGCUCACGGAUCCUCCAACGGCGCUGUUCCCGGUUACCCCAGGGGAAUGCCAGCGGUUCCGCCGAAACAGAAAAUCAUGACAACAGAGGAACUGACGAAACACGAGGCCCAAGAAAAAUUACGUAUGAAAGAAAGGGAUGACGCCAUGUUGCAACAAAGAUUAGAUCAACAACAAAGACAAGCCAGAGAAAAUGCAAAAUGGCUUCAACAGGAAGAACAAAUGCUGUUUACGUCGUUACAGAAUCCUGAAAAUGCGUCAGCAAACGGCGAAGACUCUGCCUUAAGUCGAGGAAGAGGCAGCAACACAUCGUUAACAGAAAUGGCCCCACCACCACCGAGCGUCGCCCCAUCCAAGCCCCCUAGGAAAGGAUCAAGGCCGAAAGACGAACCGUCGGGUCCACCACAAACCAAGAUUCAAUUGGAAGAAGUGAAGACAGCUCCCACAAUGCAACUCAACAGAGACGAAGACGACGUAUAUAAACAUACGAUGGAAGUUGUUAAAGCUGUACUAGGAAUGAAUAACAUGACGAUGAAUGCGAAGCCGGACGAAUUAUUUGCCAGUGUUAAGACGGUCGGUGCCGCACUCAAACAGCUUUGUACAAGCCUAGAAAAAGCUCUGCCUGAAUUGCCUGAAGAUUUCCACAGAGAAAUCGACAUGGCACAGAAGACGACAAAUAAAGAUUUAUCACAAGUUAUAAACCAAUUGAAAUUGGUUCAAAGAUUUUUUGCAACAACACAAGUAGUGGAAUACAAAAAAUGUCUUAUGGCCGCGAAUCAGGUGCUCGCCAUAGACGCUAAAAAUCUUUUGGAUGUGGUGGACCGAGCACGAAUCCGGAAAAUACAGACCGCACAAGAAAGAGAAGCCCGAGCUAAAGCGCAAGCGGAGGGUGACGUCAGACACGGUGCGGCAGUGCAAAGCCCGACCGGAUACGAACCGGAAGAAUUGUAUCCGGAUGGAGAAUUUUUGUAAAUCAAAAUGCAAAUACAACCUAGUUAUCACUUGGUUGCCAUAAGUGCAUCGAAAUGCUCCGGUUAUCCGGUUGAGAAUCGCAAGAAAUCGCUUCCGCCAUGAAGCAACGAACGUUGAACAGCUAUCACUGCCUAAGAUACAGCAGUACAGAACACUGAAAAUAUCUGCGAAAAAUCAAACGAAACACUGAAUUUUUUUCUGAAAAGUUUUAUACGUUGGUAUCAUCGUCGAAAGACUUCUUCGCUUCGCGAGUAAAUGAUCUAUUUUACACCAAUAAGUAUAUAUAAUAUGGCAAAUGCAAAAUUUAUCAUAUAUCAAGCACCGCAAAAAUGACGAAUUUCGAUUUCUUGAAUUUCUAAAUAAAAGUAUUGAGAAAAACCAUAUUUUUUGAAUACAGUUUUUACUAAAUUCUUUGAAAAAAUACCCAAAUCAUCUUAUGAACCCCAAAUUUUACGACGCCCUUCAACCAAAUCUAACAGAAUUAUGUCACCUUAUGAAAAUUAUUAUAGUAUCGUUAUGCUACAACCGGUUUAAACUAGUUUAAACGAGCAUGUAACGCGUCUGAGUUCUGAAACAUUGAAUGAAACGCAUUCCAUGUUGUUGGAUAUCUCAUCUAUUGGUUUCUAAUAAACCAGCAAUUUUGAAAGUUUUCUGUAUCUAUUCCUCGUGUUCCAUUAUCCCAUUAUACACUAUACCCAAUCGACUCGAGUUUUAUGGUGUUUUUUUUUUUCAUUCAUCUGGGUUAACUCGGCAGUGCCGUAAACCAAGCUUCACACGAAGAUAUCUUGUUAAAAAUAUAAAUAUAUUUCAAAUGGCUGGUAUAUUUGCAAUGUUCACUUUUUUAUUUACUUCAACUAUACUGCAGGCCCUAUUCAAACUGCCCAAGCCAUUUUUUCUGCGCUUUUCUAGCCUUUAUGGUUUUACGAAAAAAUGACUUGCACGAAAAAAUGAAAAGCAUAUUACUUUUGAAAAAAUUCUGUGGAAUAUAAUAAAAAUUCACAGUAUAUGUAGAUUGUACUGUACUCUCAAUAAAUUAUGGAAACCGCCUUAUUUGAGCUUGUAAACUAUCAAUGUGAUCAAAUUUGUUCCUAAUAUAAUAUGUUGAAUCUUGACUGCUGCUGCAGAUAUUUUUAUAUAAUUACAUGUUCUUUACCCAGAAAAUCAAGCGACCAAAUUACUCGGAAAACAAGUAUUUUUUUUUUAUUAACUUUUGAUGAUUUUUUGUAUAUUUAUUUUGCCUUUAUCGUUUUGUUUCUUUUAUCGUCAUAUUUUUCUCUAUUCGCGUUAAUCUUGAUUUCUGCUCUAUAUGUAACUAAAUAACAAAAAUAUUAAUUUUUUUCACUUUUUUCUCAUUUUCUCAACAUCCCACGCAAGCGAUCUAGUUUUUUUGUUGUUGCUAUUUUUAACUGACCAACCAUGCUUGAUCUAGUGUUGUGCGCUAUUAAAUGUGCUUUCCUAUCGACUUACUUUGAUCAAGUAUGAUCUGGAUAUAUGUCGUUUUUUUUUCUUUUCGUAAAUUGAUUGUCUCAACUUGUUCUCUGCGAUCAAGUGAUAUUAAAUUUGAACGAUGCUACGUUAAAAAUUUGUAAGAUUUAGUCUGAUUUCUGAUCAUUUCGAUAAUGUUCACAUUCCAUAAUCGAUGGGUUAACGAUGAAACGCUUGUGAAUUUUACACUUUUUUAACGUUUAAAAAUUAUUAUCCAAAGUAACGGCUUGGUAGUUUGUGCAGUAAACGAAAGACCAGGCAUGUACUUGACUUGUAUGAUCUUUGAUAAUAGUUUUUAAUAUUGCAAAUGUUAUUUCUGCUCUGUAGAUGCAAUGAACAUCGAAAAUAUAAAUGUUUAUGAGAAA